AUGAUCAAAUGGUUAUUUAUAUUAAUAUUUCUUCUAAAUACUUCAAUAUCAAUUACAUCAUGUCCAUCAGAUUGCUCCUGUACAUCAAAUUCAAUAAUAUGCACAUGUAAUGAACAUGGUUGGAGUUAUAAAAAUACUAAUUUUAAUGAUGAAAAUAAUGAAUCAUUUUAUAAUAAUCAUUUAAUUUUAUCAAAUUUUUCAAAUUAUUUAGAGUAUGUUGAUAAUGUUAUCAUUCAUUCAUGUUCUUUUGUUACCGUAUUAAAUGGUACAUUUUCAAAUUUAAAAGUUAAAGAUUCAAUCAAAUUUAUUGAUAUAAAAAAAUUGUCAUUUUCUUCAAAUUCUUUUAAAAAUAUUAAUAUAUCACCAAAACAAUUUAUCAUACAAAAUUCAUAUAUUUCUAUAUUACCAUCAUUUACCUUUACUGGAUUAGGUAAUUUAAAUCAUUUUUGGAUACGUAACACAACAAUAAAUAAAAUUCAAAAAUUAGCAUUUUCCGGAGUUACAGAAGUUGAUUAUUUAUACUUCCGACAGGUAGUAAUUAGUCACCUAGAACCAGGUUCAUUUGCCCAAAUGAUAAAUAUUAACAAAUUUUUUAUGAGAGAUCAAAUAUUAUUACCAUCAAUGAGUGAACAUUUAUUUAUAGGAAGUAAUUUUAAAGAAAUAAUUUUUGAAAAAGGAGAAAUAAUUGGAAAUGAAUUAUUUUUAAUGGGUGUAAGAAGUAAAAAAAUUACUAUUAAAGAAAUGAAAUUACAACUUAAAGGUGGAACAUUAAAAAGAAUACCAACACAAGAAGUUACAGAAUAUAAAAUGAUUAAUUGUACAAUUAAUAGAAUAUCACCAGCUUUAUUUUAUAAUUAUUCUAAAGUUGUUAUUAAUCAUUCAAAUAUUAAUAGUAUAAGGGGUAUACAAAAUAUUAUACCUUAUAAUAUUUCAUUAUUAUUAUUUAAUAAUUGUAAAAUUAAUCAAUUUCAAUCACAUAGUAUACAGGGAUCAAGAGAAUUUAAUGAAAUGAAAAUUGAUAAUUGUAAAAUUGAACAUUUUCAUACUAAAACAUUUCAUGAAUCAUUUAUAAAUUUAUUAACAAUUGAAAAUUCUUUAAUAACAAAUCUAGAAAAAGAUACUUUUAAUAAAAAUAAUAUUAAUUUAUUGACAAUAUUUAAUACAAAAAUAAAAGUUAUUGGUAAAGAAAUUUUUUAUCAAACAUCUAUGUCAUCAUUAACAAUAACAAAUUCUACUAUUGGAGAAUCUAUUGAAGGAGGAACAUUUGGUGAAAUAAAAGAAGUAUCUAAUUUUAUCAUUAAAUAUACAAUAAUAAAAGAACAGGAAAAAGAAAUAUUUAAAAAUUCAAAUAUUAAAAAUUUACAGGUACUUGAUAGUAUAUUUACUAGUACUUUUAAAAGAGAAUAUUUUGAUAAAUUAUUUACACAAAAUUUUAUUUUUUCAAAUAAUAUACUUCAUUGUGAUCCUAAUGAUUGUGAAGUUAAUGCUUUAUUUACAAAAAUUUUUCCACAUAAUUUGGAAUGGAGGAUAACUGAAAAUUCCUGUCAAUAUGAAAAUAAUAUUAGUAAACAACUUGUUAAAACUGUUAAUUAUUUUGAUGAUAAAAAAAAUUAUUAUUGUAAUAAACCAACAGAAUAUCAUCCCAUACAAGGUUUAAUUUGUCAAAGGCGUUGGUUAAUAGAUGAUUGUACCUGUGAUAAUGGAUAUGAAGAUAAUAAUAAUAAAUCAAAUGAAAUUAUUCAUACAUUCUCAUCAAAAGCUAAAUUUUUAUUAAUUGGUGAUUGUAAACAUCUGACACUCAUUGAUACACCAAAUUUUGAAUCACUUUAUGUUUAUUUUUAUAGAAUUGACCAUGGUAUUACUAUUGUAUCAGUCCCAAAAAGUAUAAGAAGAGUAUUUAUUCAUAAUUCAGAUUUACAAAUGUCACACUCAUAUGCUUUUAAAGAUAAUCAUUUAGAAAUAUUAUAUUUUAACAAUGUCUUUUUACCAACAAUAAAUGAAAAAGUUUUUUAUGACAUGAAUAUUGACAAAAUAAGUAUUAAAGAUUCAAACAUUAAUCAAAUAGGAAAGGGUGCAUUUAAAAGUUCAAUAAUCAAAAGUAUUGAUAUCAAAAAUUCAAAUAUUCGUGAGAGUGGUAAUUUACUAGACUCUUCAGGAUAUAUUCAUAUUGAAAAUAGUAAUUUAGCAAAGACCCCUGACAACAAACCUAAUCAUAUACCAUCACUAUCAACAAUAUCAUUAAAAAGAGAUAGUAGUAAAUUAGGAAUAUCAUAUUCACCAAUAUAUCCAUCAAAUAUUAUUGUUGAAAAAUGCCUUUUAAUAGAUACAAAUGUUGAAGGUAACUGUAACUAUUAUAUAAAAACAUUAUCUUGUACUUUUGAAAAAAAUUCUAAAUGUCAUGAGAGAGAUGAUAAUGAUAUACAAAAUAUAUAUAAUCUUCAAGAAUCAUCUUCAGGAAAUUGUAAAAUAAUAUUUUCUUUUCUUAUUUACUUUAUUUAUUUAUUUUUAUUUUUUCUUAACUUUUAA
Messenger RNA from Strongyloides ratti, 2526 nucleotides. Its product is annotated as Leucine rich repeat 5-containing protein. The record is from RefSeq and is a predicted model, not a curated record. Lineage: Eukaryota; Metazoa; Nematoda; Chromadorea; Rhabditida; Strongyloididae. Bases 1 to 2526 code for a protein of 841 amino acids. The transcript has 2 exons.